This is a messenger RNA of Erythranthe guttata (spotted monkey flower), 1294 nucleotides long. The record is from RefSeq and is a predicted model, not a curated record. Lineage: Eukaryota; Viridiplantae; Streptophyta; Magnoliopsida; Lamiales; Phrymaceae.
GAGUCCCAACAAAAUAAAAUUUCCAUUUAAUUUUCUUUUUUUUCUUUUUAGUAGUGUGAUUGGAAUGGGACCGUACAUCUUUCUUAUUAUAGCUAAAUUGCAUUUUAAAUAACAUUCCUCUUUGGAGUACCUCUUUAAAACCCAUUUUUUCCAAUCUGUUUUUCAUUUCAUAGUGAUUUACAGCUAAGCAAUUGCGAUGGGUCUGGUGAAAUUUCUCCGAGUCAAAUUCCGGCGAAAACGACAUUCCGCCGACGACGAGAUCUCCGCCGCCGCCGCCGUCGCCGUCGAUACCACCACCACGAAUUGCAAGCACGAUGAUCGGACUCAACGAAUAGUGAAGAGGCUGUCUUGGGAUCAGAUUCAGAGAUUAAUCACCAUUGAUUCAUCUCCGAUCAUUGGAUAUGGAGGAUUCAGCACUGUUUAUCUCGCCGGUCGAUUCCAGGAUUUUUCCACCACCACCGCCGCCGCCGCCGUUAAGAUACAGAACUGCACCAGCCACCGCUUCCGCCAGGCGUACAAAAUGGAACUGGAAAUCCUGCUUCGUCUCCACCAUCGAUAUAUCGUCAAACUCAUCGCCUAUUGUGAUCAUCCAGAGGAAGGGGCAUUGGUAUUGGAAUACGCAUCCAACGGCAAUCUGCAGCAGAGGCUCCAUUCAUCAAACACCUCACUCGCGUGGAGGCGGCGCGUGGCGAUAGCAUUCCAAUUAGCUCAGGCGAUCUGCUACCUCCACGACGGCUGCUCCCCGCACAUCGUCCACGGCGACGUGAAAUCGUCGAACGUGCUGCUCGACGAGAAUCUCGACUGCAAGCUCUGCGAUUUCGGAUCGGCGAAGGUAGGGUUUUCGUCGGCGAUCGAUCCGCCGCCGCCGGCGGCGGAUUCGAACGCGCGGCGGCCGUGGAGGUCGAAUCGGACGGCGGUGGUGGGGUCGCCGGGGUACACGGAUCCGGCGUAUCUGAGGACGGGGCUCGCUUCGAAGAAGAACGACGUGUACGGAUUCGGGGUGGUGGUUCUGGAACUGAUAACUGGGGUUGAGGCUUUCAGCGCGGCGAGGGGGGAGAGGCUGACGGCGAGGGCGGAGCCGAUGCUGAGAGACGCGGGGAAGGUGGCGGAGAUGGUGGAUCCGCGGCUCGCCGGCGGGGAGAUCGAUUUGGAAGAAGCUAGAGCGAUGGCGGCGAUGGCGGCGAAAUGCCUCUCCGAUUCCCCCGGCGUUAGGCCCUCUAAAUUUAAUCUUUCAAUCAAAUUGCUUCUUCAAAGCUUCAAUAACAACAAUAUACUCAUAUUCAGUGAUAGAUAA